UUCUGUUUGUGAAAAGGGUACGCUGGUUUGUGGGGUUCUCUUCUCUCUCUCUCGGCAGUUGCAGUGAUCAGUCCAAGUAAGCAAAGCGCUCAUCUGAUUAAUUGGUGGAAAAUCUCCACCAGAUCCUUCCUGUUUUCCCACUUGCACCCGAAUGCUUCGGUUUCUUGGACGACUAGGCAAUGCUUCCCCUUGCUCUCUCAGACAUCUCCUCUUCCUCCUCUUGGCCUAGGCCUUCCACUUCCAGUAGCCUAUGUUCCUCGUGGGUCGCCAGAUCCGGAUGGCGCCCUUCCUGGUAUCAAAUAUCUCAAGGAUCACCAUUCCGCGCAAGAACAAGUGCUGAACCGAGCCCCUAUAGUUCACUUGGAACCUACGCUGAUUGAGUAGGUUCUGGUGGUUCUAAUUCCUGCGUCCCAAUGCUGCAGAGGCAGCUAAAGUUUUGAUCUUUCCCGAUACAGCUCAUGCUUUGCAGACUUGGGGACCAGUUCGUCAAGUUUUGAUCUUUUUCUUGGUCAGAAUCGCCGCCAUUUCGGACUAACCAAAGCGGCGCUAAUCUUGCUUUUCCACUUGGACGCUACAAUGCGGCCAAGAUUAUAGAUUGCGCUAAUCACAUGCGCAGCUGAACCGGACCAGACGAUGCUUUGGCCAAGAUACAGAUGCUCAUCGGGACGCUAUUCUUUCCCCAUCGCCAUGCGCCGGCUCCUGCUCUUUUUGCUCGCCGCCGUGCCCGCCGCCGCCGACGUGGGGUACGAACAUUGCGCCUGCGACGGCGGCGGCGGCGGGUUCUGGAGCCUAGACAACAUCUUCCGGUGGCAGAAGGUGAGCGACCUGCUCAUCGCGGCGGCCUACUUCUCCAUCCCCCUCGAGCUCCUCUACUUCGUCACCGGCCUCCGCCACCUCCUCCCGCUCCGGUGGGUGCUGGUCCAGUUCGGCGCCUUCAUCGUGCUGUGCGGGCUCACCCACCUCCUGGCGGCGUUCACCUACGAGCCCCACCCGUUCAUGGUCGUGCUGCUUCUCACUGCCGCCAAGUUCCUGACGGCGCUGGUGUCCUUUCUCACCGCCAUCACGCUACUAACGCUCAUCCCGCAGCUGCUGCGCGUCAAGGUCCGCGAGAGCCUGCUCUGGAUGAAGGCCCGCGAGCUCGAUCGCGAGGUGGUGCUCAUGAAGCGGCAGGAGGAGGCGAGCUGGCACGUCCGCAUGCUCACCCGGGAGAUCCGCCGCUCGCUCGACCGCCAUACCGUGCUCUACACCACGCUCAUCGAGCUCUCAAGGGUGCUCGCGCUCAACAACUGCGCCGUCUGGAUGCCCUCCGAUGACAAGUCCGCAAUGUGCCUCACCCACGAGCUCCGGCGGGGUAGCGGCGGCGAAGCUGUCGUCAGCGCAGACGACGCGGACGUCGUCGAGGUCAAGAGCAGCGACGGUGUCAAGCUGCUCCCGCCGGAUUCAGUUCUUGGGUCGGCCAGCGGUGGCGGCAAGGAGGGCACGGGCACGGUGGCGGCCAUUCGAAUGCCGAUGCUCAAGGUUGCGGACUUCAAAGGUGGGACGCCGGAGGUGAUCCAGACAAGCUACGCCGUGCUGGUGCUGGUGCCGCCCAGUGACAGGAACUGGGCACCUCACGAGCUGGGGAUCGUGGAGGUGGUCGCUGAUCAGGUGGCCGUCGCACUCUCACACGCCUCGCUGCUUGAGGAGUCGCAGGCGAUGCGCGAGAGGCUGGCUGAGCAGAACCGCGAGCUGCUGCAGGCAAGGCGGGACGCGCUCAUGGCGAACGAGGCUAGAGACGCUUUCCAGCGCGUCAUGAGCCAGGGAAUGCGGAGGCCUGUCCACUCCAUCCUGGGACUGGUGUCAGUGGUGCAGGAGGAGGGCCUAACGCCCGAGCAGAAGCUCAUCGUCGAUACAAUGGCGCGGACAGCUACCGUUGUCUCGACACUCAUCAACGAUGUCAUGGAGAUGUCUGCCGUCAACCAGGAGCGCUUCCCACUGGAGAUGCAGCCAUUCCACCUGCACUCCAUGAUCAGGGACGCCGCCUGCGUCGCGAGGUGUCUCUGUGACUUCAGGGGGUUUGGUUUUGCAGUGCACAUCGAGAACGCGCUGCCUGACCUUGUCAUUGGCGACGAGCGACGGAUUUUUCAUGUCUUGCUGCACAUGGUUGGCAAUCUGAUUGGUCGGAUUGACGCGGGCUAUGUCACCUUCCAGGUCCGUGCCGAUGAUGAAGUGCAUGAGGACAGUCUUAGCCAGAGGUGGGAUCCAUGGAGGCCAAGCUACUCCGGUGGGCACUCGUCGGUUAAGUUUGUUUUUGGGGUGAAGAGGCAGCGGAGUGCUGACUCAUCGAGCUCGCUUGUGCAGUUCUUGCGGAAGCCCAGUGCUGAGGGGUUUGCUCUCAGGCUCAGCUUCAGCAUGUGCAGGAAGCUUGUGCAGAUGAUGCAAGGAAACAUCUGGGCAAUUCUUGACGGCCAAGGACUUCCGGAGAGCAUGACCCUGGUCCUGAGAUUCCAGCUGCAACCAUCACUCUCAAGUUCCAGCGUCGGAGGAUCAUUUGAACUGCAAUACCCAUCGCCAUCAAUCCAAAUAUCAGGUCUGAAGGUUCUGCUCAUCGAUGACGAUGACAUCAACCUAGUCGUGGCUCGGAAACUCCUGGAGAAGCUAGGCUGCACAGUUUCCUCGGUCCCUUCAGGUUCAGGAUUCCUGAACUCUGUCGGACCCUCUACCUCAUUCCAGCUCAUCGCGGUGAACCUCGAAAUGACGAUGGCAAAUCCGUUGGAUGUUGUGUCAAGGAUCAGGCAGUACAGGAGCACGCACUGGCCUUUGGUCAUGGCCAUGACAUCGGAGCAAAAUGUCUGGUAUAAGUGUGCUCAGUUAGGGAUCAACGGCAUCCUGAAGAAGCCGCUUGUUCUGCAUGAAGUAAAGGAAGAGCUCACACGAAUUCUUCAGAAAAUAUGAUGUUUGCAGGUUUCUUUUUCGCCUUCUUGUCGAGAGCUCUGAACACUGAAGUGGUGAAAUCUGGCAUUGCUGUGACUGACGAUGAAUACGAGCUCACUGUCCAGCAUAACAGAAGAUGAUUGCUCGAAAAGGCCAUGCUGGUGCCGAUAACACAGUGGCUAUUGAGGAUUUCUGGUGUGCUGUAGUAUUGCACGCUUACUGGAGAUUAUCGUCAGUAAAUACUGGUGCAAAGGUGAUGACAAUGUGCCAUCGUCAGUAGAUGGGAAGUGCACUUGAAAGUGUUUCUAACACUUAAAAUUCUUCAUAGCCACCUAGGUAAUACUAUGUAAUGAUCAGAACUGGCAAUAAGACUGAAGUUUUGUAACUUAGCUGACCUGGUUGUAAGGAAUUGAUGGAGAAAAGAGUGAGAAUUUUUUUUGCAAAAUUGUAUGUAGGAAGUGGGGAAUUACAUACCCAAUCCAAUGCGGGAAACAGAAAUUCUCUAGAAUGAUGUAUUUAUCCCCUGUUGAGCAAAUUAUUGAUCUCAGCCAUGCAUAUUGGACUGCAUGCGCGAAAAAAGAACCCAAAAGAAUUUAUUGUGUUGAGAUUU
Phragmites australis (common reed) is the source of this 3523-nucleotide messenger RNA. RefSeq names its product ethylene receptor 3-like. The coding region runs from base 634 to 2934 and encodes 766 amino acids. Gene Ontology annotation, biological process: response to ethylene; phosphorelay signal transduction system. The transcript is spliced from 6 exons. The record is from RefSeq and is a predicted model, not a curated record. Gene Ontology annotation, cellular component: endoplasmic reticulum; endoplasmic reticulum membrane. Gene Ontology annotation, molecular function: phosphorelay sensor kinase activity; protein binding; ethylene receptor activity. NCBI's taxonomy places the organism in Eukaryota, Viridiplantae, Streptophyta, Magnoliopsida, Poales, Poaceae.